Nothobranchius furzeri (turquoise killifish) is the source of this 2787-nucleotide messenger RNA. It is a transcript of the gene naalad2, whose product is annotated as N-acetylated alpha-linked acidic dipeptidase 2. NCBI's taxonomy places the organism in Eukaryota, Metazoa, Chordata, Actinopteri, Cyprinodontiformes, Nothobranchiidae. Gene Ontology annotation, molecular function: carboxypeptidase activity. The record is from RefSeq and is a predicted model, not a curated record.
UCAGUCAGUGUAACUGACAAAGCAGAGGUCUAAUGACCAGCUCCCACUUUGCUACCUCGCUCAGCUGAACACUGUCACCUCCCCCCUUCCUUCCCUACUUGUAAAACUUCUUAUCUGAGUUUCUGCAGAGCGGACCUGCAGCCUGUGGACAUCUCUGGAACACAAAGCUUCAACAAGAUGAGGAAAGAGAGUCGGUUAAGUCACUGGAUCUGUUGGAUUGUGGCUGUUACAGCAUUGUUUUUUUUGGGAUUCAUCAUUGGUUGGUUUGCAAAGCCCUCGCACACAAAGACCGAAACCCAUGAAGAUUUCAGCAAGAAUCUGAAGGAGUUUUUGGAUGAAAUGCAGACAAACCAGAUCAGGGAGCAUCUCAGGAAGUUUACCCGUCUCCCCCAUCUGGCUGGCACAGAGCAGAACCUCAAAUAUGCAGAGCAGAUCAAGAAAGAGUGGCUGGAGUUUGGAUUGGACUCAGUGUCUCUGGUGCCUUACGAUGUCCUGCUGUCCUAUCCCAACAAGUCACAGCCCAACUACAUCUCUAUAUGUGAUGACCUGGGCAAUGAGGUUUUUAACACUUCAUUGGCUGAGCCAAUUCCCCAGGGUUAUGAAGACGUGUCCAACAUUGUGCCUCCGUACAGCGCCUUCUCUGCUAAAGGGCAGCCACAGGGGGAUCUGGUGUAUGUGAACUACGGUCGAACAGAGGACUUUUUCCAGCUGGAGAGGGAGAUGGGCAUCAAUGUGACGGGAAAGAUUGUCAUUGUCAGAUAUGGGAAAAUAUUCAGAGGCAACAAGGUGAAGAACGCCAUGUUAGCAGGAGCUAAAGGGAUCAUUAUGUUCUCAGACCCAGCAGAUUACUGGGCGGCAGAUGUCGAGCCGUACCCUGAUGGCUGGAACCUGCCUGGUGGAGGAGCUCAGAGAGGAAAUGUUCUCAACCUGAACGGAGCAGGAGACCCCCUCACACCUGGCUACCCUGCUAAAGAAUACACGUACAGAUUCAGCCUGGAUGAAGGCGUGGGACUUCCCAAAAUCCCUGUGCAUCCGAUCGGUUUUCACGAUGCUAUUCACCUGCUGAAGAACAUGGGAGGGAGGAUUCCACCUAAUAACUGGAAAGGAGCUCUGAAUGUCUCCUACAGGAUCGGCCCGGGAUUUACAGAUGACUUCAAGAGCCAGAAAGUGCGUAUGAACAUCCACACUAAUAACCAGGUCACAAGGAUCUACAACGUCAUUGGGAAGAUCAGAGGAGCGCUGGAGCCAGACAGAUAUGUGAUUCUGGGCGGGCACCGGGAUGCCUGGGUCUUUGGAGGGAUUGAUCCCAUGUCUGGAGCAGCAGUGCUCCAUGAAACUGCACGGAGCGCUGGCAGUCUGCUUAAAAAAGGCUGGAGGCCAAGGAGGACUAUAAUAUUUGCUUCCUGGGAUGCAGAGGAGUUUGGUCUGCUGGGAUCCACAGAAUGGGCUGAGGACAAUGCCAGGCUGCUGCAGGAGAGAGCUGUGGCUUAUAUCAAUGCAGACUCAGCCAUAGAGGGUAUGUACACACUGCGGGUUGACUGCACUCCAUCUCUGCACACAUUAGCGUAUGACAUCACCAAGCAAAUAGCCAGUCCAGAGGAAGGAGAGGAAGGGCUUUCUCUGUAUGAGAGUUGGCAUAAAAGAGACAACUGGACCGAAGAUCGAGAUGCACCCAGGAUCAGUAAACUUGGGUCCGGCAGUGAUUUUGAGGCCUAUUUCAUCAGAUUGGGAAUUGCUGCAGGCAGAGCCAGAUACACCAAGAACAGGAAAACAGAGCGGUACAGUAGCUACCCAGUCUACCACAGUGUGUAUGAAACCUUCGAGAUAGUGGAGAGGUUUUACGACCCCUCCUUCAGGAGGCUGCGGGCGGUGGCUCAAGUCAGAGGAGGACUCAUCUUCAUGCUGGCGGACUCCAAGCUGCUUCCUCUUGAUGUUAACGAGUACGCAGACUCGCUGGGGAAAUACGCACAGAGCAUCGCGGAGGUGGCACAGAAGCACCCGGAACAAAUGGAGCUAUACAAAGUAUCAUUUGAUUCCCUGUUUUCUGCAGUGCAGAACUUCUCUGCUGCAGCCAGAGAUUUCUACGCGCGUCUGCAAACUCUCCACACAGAAGAUCCUCUACAGCUGCGGGUUGUGAAUGAUCAGCUCAUGUACCUGGAGAGAGCUUUUAUUGACCCUCUUGGUUUACCAGGCAGACCAUUUUACAGGCAUGUGAUUUUUGCUCCCAGCAGUCAUAACAAAUAUGCAGGGGAGUCUUUUCCUGGGAUCUACGAUGCAUUGUUUGACAUUGAGAACUCGGCUGACCCAGAGAAAGCCUGGCAGGAAGUCAAGAGACAAAUCAGCAUAGCAGCUUUCAUGGUGCACGCUGCAGCCAUGACCCUGACUCCACCUGCAUGAGGCUGAAGCAGUGAGAUCUGAUGAUACUGGAGUCUAAUGAGACUUCAUUACUUGAACUUCAACACAAAUAUGCUGAGAAAUCAGAAUCUUUGGAUUAUCUUCUCCAGACUUCAGAAAAGAAAAAUAUGUUGUGGCUAAAGUAAAGAAUUUAGUUAUUUGUUUUUUUUUAAUAAAUCUUCUGGAAAUGAGGAAUUUCAAUUAAAAAAAUGAAAUGACCUCAUUCACAUUGCCUGGACUCAUACUAGAUGUGUGACAUAAUGGCCAGAAAAAGACAAAAAUGUGAGGAGUGGCACUGAUUUUAAUUCAGGGUUACAAAGAUAUUUUAACAAAAAUAUUUUUUCCAUGCUCUGUACUCAGUAAUGAAAAUAAAACCACAUGGAAUGUUUAAAA